AAAAUAUAUAUAUUUUAAAAUUUAUAAAUAAAUAUAAAAUUUCUCAUUUCUCCAUCAAUAACGAGUACUGUAUUUUUUUUAUUGGUAAUACUUAUAAGAGUUUAUUUUUUUUAUUUUUAUCAAUUUAUGGUUACAGAUUUUCAGUUUUCAAUGGACAAUAUACCAAGGCAAAGGAGUUUCGCGUGUCUUUCACUAAAAUUCGGAUGUAUUCUAACCGGCUUAAUUGUUAUUCUAUAUUCCGUGUUAGCGUUAGCACAAUGCAUGGCAGCACUAAGUGUAUUGCCGUCCCAGCUAGAUCCAUCAGAUCCGGGCAGUUUGGCUAUGUACGCAAUUGUGAUAGUUGUCACUAUCACACACGCUGUCACGCUAUUCCUUAGUACCGUUUUGCUGAUUGGCGCUAUCCGGGAAAAAGCGUUCUUAGUAAGGCCAUGGGUUAUCUGGAUGUCGAUGCAAGUGAUGGUUUUGUUGCUGUUGUUCGUCUUCUGGAGCACCAUGAACAUGAUUAAUCACUACGACAUCUCCCUGGUGGUCUACGUGGUCGAGUUCCUUGGACUGUUGAUACGUUUCUACAUGUUGAUGAUAGUGAAUAGUUUCUACAAACAGCUAGAAGAAGAAGCAGAGGAAAGCAAGAGUCUUGUAAAAUUGAUAAACAACGAUUCGUGGUAUACAGUGUAGAUAUAUCAGUCGAUAAGAAAUAUUAAAAAACACAAUUAUUAUUAAAAUUGAAAAAUAAUACACGAAACUUUAAUUGUAGUCGGGUGUAGGUUUUUAA
Molecule: messenger RNA, 772 nt
Organism: Diatraea saccharalis (sugarcane borer)
Lineage: Eukaryota; Metazoa; Arthropoda; Insecta; Lepidoptera; Crambidae
Source: the annotation of a GenBank genome assembly